CCCAGAAGCAGUGCCCAAGGAGCCCCUACCCGGCGUCUGCUGGCGGCUGCGCUCACUCCCCGCCCCGCCCCGCCCCGCUCCGCCCCACGCGGGGUCCGGAGCGCCCGGUGGGCUGAUCCCCGAGCUCGGCGGCAGCAGCGGCCGAGGCAGGAGGAAGGGGGACCCCCGGCUACGGGUUGCGUGGCGGCGGCGGGGCCGGGAUGCUGGGUUUUGGAUACCGCGCCGGGCGCUGUCCGCGGUGCUGAAACGCCGGCGCCUCCAGGACCCGGCCAGAGCCGGAGGAGAAGCAGCAGCUCACCGGUCCAUGUCUGGGGUGGGGAGCCCCCCAACCCCGCAGAGGAGGCGGACCCGGCCUCGGUGGGACAGCUCACAGCAGCCCGGAGCCUUACACUCCCUGCUCUGUCCUCCAUCGGGGCGUCUUCUCCAUGCCGUGAGCUCCUGGAAGACAAAGCACCUCCUCUCCUUUCCCCACUGCCCCCAACCCACAAGCUGCUGCUGUUCCCACACAUGUGUGGACAACAGAUGCGUGAAUGAAGCCGCUCUUUGAGGUAAGUAUUACCGCCACCAGCAGCCACAGACACGGACACAAAGACCACUGGGCACCUGAAGACCAGCCCACGGCAUCAGCAUUAGCAGGGUUUGAGCCACACCAGCCCACAGAGUCGGCCCUUGUCACUGCUUCCAGCCCCACAUCUGGCCAGUCUCGUAUCUGCCCACACAGAUUCUCUGUGGUCAGCUCAGCUGGCCCCUGAACCCCUUCCCAGAGUGGCCCCCAGAGCCAUGGAGAGUCUGAGCGAACUGGAGAACCCACUGCUGCCUCAGAGCCCCUACCCUUACCCUGAGGCUUCGCCCAGCUGGUCGUGCCAGGACAAGCUCUACUCCUACCUCCUGGGGGGCACAGGUCCUGCGCGUGCCCACCAGUUUCUGGACCCAGGGUCCCUGCAGCUGGCUGUCGAGGCCUGGUACAGACCCAGCUGCCUCCUGGGGAGGGACAUGGUCAAGGAGCCCAGGGCUGGCAGCUGCGAGACCAGCUUCACCGAGAGCCCACAGCCCCAGGCUGGGCCCAUGGAGCGGGACACAGGCGCUGACCAAGAGGAAGAAGAAGACGUCGCCAUCCAGACAGUGUCCUACGGGGUUCUCGAGGAGCUGCAAGGCCAGGAGGAUGAGCAGGAAGAGGAGGAGAGUGAUGUGACCUCCACAGAGAGCGAGAGUGAAGACAACUUCCUCACAUUGCCCCCCAGGGACCACCUGGGACUCACCAUCUUCUCCAUGCUCUGCUGCUUCUGGCCCCUGGGCAUCGCCGCCUUCUACUUCUCCCAGGGGACCAGCAAGGCCAUCUCCAAGGGGGACUUUCGUCUGGCCAGUACCACCUCCCGCCGGGCUCUCUUCCUGGCCACGCUCUCCAUCGCAGUGGGAGCUGGACUCUACGUGGCUGUGGUGGUGGCUCUGGCGGCAUACAUGUCUCAGAACGGUCAUGGAUAGUGGGCCCAGGGGCUGGCAUCCGUCUCCCCUGUUCCUGCACCUGGGUUGUAGAUGCUCUGGGGGCCCCUGAAGACCACCCCUGAGGGUGCCUUGUUGGGGGGCCUGCAGGCUUCCCUAUCACCUCAUCUUACCCAUGUCCCAGUUCUGGGGGUGGGCCAGGGAGCACCCCCACCCAUCCAACUGUGCUGGGAAGCAGGAGAAGAGGAAUACCCAGCUGGCCACUGGGGCAUACACCCUACUGGCUGGGAGCUUAGCCCUUCACUGGGGUCUCCUGCCCUGCCUGGGGUCCCACCACCCAACCUGCCAACCUAUCCACAGCAAAGGAGCAGCUUAGAGAGAUGGAAAAAAAGGGGUGCUGGAUCAGGGAAGUCGACUCAGGGCUUCCAGCUCAGAGAUAUCUCUA
Messenger RNA from Suncus etruscus (white-toothed pygmy shrew), 1885 nucleotides. RefSeq names its product synapse differentiation inducing 1 like (gene SYNDIG1L). Lineage: Eukaryota; Metazoa; Chordata; Mammalia; Eulipotyphla; Soricidae. Gene Ontology annotation, cellular component: intracellular membrane-bounded organelle; membrane. Bases 781 to 1482 code for a protein of 233 amino acids. The transcript has 4 exons. The record is from RefSeq and is a predicted model, not a curated record.